Messenger RNA from Carassius auratus (goldfish), 2268 nucleotides. RefSeq names its product BRCA1-associated RING domain protein 1. The coding region runs from base 135 to 2201 and encodes 688 amino acids. Gene Ontology annotation, biological process: protein K6-linked ubiquitination. The transcript has 10 exons. Gene Ontology annotation, cellular component: BRCA1-A complex; BRCA1-BARD1 complex. The record is from RefSeq and is a predicted model, not a curated record. Gene Ontology annotation, molecular function: protein binding; ubiquitin-protein transferase activity. Lineage: Eukaryota; Metazoa; Chordata; Actinopteri; Cypriniformes; Cyprinidae.
AAUCAGAGUGAACGUUGGCUAAGCUCCUCCCCUUCACUUCCCGCAUUCUUGGCGUGAACUUCAAAACAGAUCUUGUUAGGAACCCAUGCUGGUGCAAACUGGAGUCCCUCCUGAACCCCUCAGAGUCCUCAAGCAUGGUCACUGAUACAAUAAAGUCGGAUGAGAGCUUUACUCCUAAGAAUAAGAAGAACAUCAAAAUAUGGUUCAGCCCAAAGAGUCGUAAAGUACGCUGUUGCAUUGAGAAACCUGUUGACUCAAACAAAUCAAAUGAAGUCCAAGAAAAGAAAGCUGGUAUGUCACCUUCUUUCAAAGACCUGUCCGUCUUCAACUUCACCUCUUCCUCCCAGGAGUCUGGGUCAUCCUCCCCUCCACGUGGAAAGGUAAAUAAGAAAAUAAAGAAAAGAAGGAUCAGCCAAGCUUGCAAACAAACCCGUGUUGGUCAAAGGCCAAAAACAUGGACUCAGACUAUGCAAGAAUGUAAGAGGCUAAAGCUGGAGGCUAUCAAUCAGCAGUGGGCCUUUGAAAAAGAGAAAGAGGGUUCUAUAGACAACAAGAAUGAAGAGGAUGAGAAAGUGAUCUCUGGAGAUGACAACCGGAGAUAUAGUAAGAAAGUUUCUUUUCAUUUUCCUCACAGCCAGCCUGAGGAAUCUCAUAUGGCUGUCCAUCAAGAACAGAAUCAAAUUCCCAGUCGUCAAAAAAGCAUUCCGAACAAUUUGGAAGUUGAAGGCAUUGAGAAGCAAAGCUCUGCAGCUUUGAGUUCACCAUGUUACGAUCAACAGGUAGAGUCAGUCACUGAUAUCCCACAUGAAUCCAAUGAAAACACUCCAGGGCCUCUUCAGCCUUCCCUUGCCAGAGUGUGUAAGAGAAACAGAGAGGAUCGGGACAGUGAUGAUCCACAGAGAAUGCCAAAACAACCCAGAACAACUUCAGGAUUGAAGAAGAGAUCAUUACGAGAAAGAGCUGCUUCAACUGAAGACUGCUCUCAGAGUCUGCGAACAUCCAGACCGUCUAAUGAGAAGCAAAACGUGAACCCAGUCACACCAGCUACCCCUGACCUCAGGAGGAAGUCUUCAAGUGUGAGACACAAACGGGCAAAUCCUGCUUACAUGAAGAGGAACCGCAAUGGAGAAACACCACUGCAUCUAGCUGCCAUAAAGGGUGAUGUGGAGGAGGUCCGUAAGCUCCUGGCUCAGGGAGCCGACCCCAACCUGAAGGAAAAUGCAGGCUGGACACCACUGCAUGAGGCUUGUAAUCUGGGUCACCUGGGAGUGGUGGAGGAACUGCUCCAGCAGGGGGCGCUGUUGAACACCCCGGGUUAUCAGAACGACUCUCCGCUGCACGACGCCGUGAGGAACGGUCAAAUAGCUACGGUCAAGCUUUUGGUUGAACGAGGCGCGUCUCAAAGUGUCCUGAAUAUCUUUGGCCUGCGGCCGGUAGAUUAUGCGCUGACUCCAGAAAUGCAGGAGGUCCUAAGAAUGGCCCCAGAGGCACCACAUCACAUAACAACCACCCUGAGCCCCACCGCCAGCCUCAGUAAGGCUGCAGGCUGUGUGCGAGAGACAGGUCCAGUGGUUGUGAUUGGCAGUCAGCUGACGCAGACUCAGCAGAAGCAGCUCACCAAAGCAGCUCAACUCCUUGGAGGGAAACAAGUGCAUUCCUUUUCUAGAGCAGUCACCCAUGUGGUUGUACCAGAUGCUCCCAUCAUGCCCUUUUCCCUGACCACACUACGGGGCGUCCUCAACGGCUGCUGGAUCCUCACUUUCAGCUGGGUGAGUUGUAGCCUUCAGGCAGGCAGCUGGGUCAGAGAGAGCGGGAACGAGGCAGGUGACGGACCCCUGCGUGCCCGAGUGAACAGAGGCAGCCUGCUCCCUCCCCUCUUUGAUGGCUGUUUCUUCUACAUGCUGGGGUCCUUCUGCAAGCCACUAAAACAUGAGCUCAUUCAGUUAGUGAAAGAAGGAGGUGGACAGCUUCUGAAUCGCCAGCCCAAACCUGACAGUGAUGUCACCCAAACCCUUGGCACAGCAGCCUACCAUGCCCAGACUGGUUCAGACCAGGUUCUCUGCACCCAGUAUAUUUUAUAUGAUCCACAGAGCUCCUACAAACCCCAGAAGGUCCGGGUAGGUAAAGUCUGGUCGGCUCCAACCACUUGGUUCCUGGACUGCAUAGCUGCCUUUCAACUCCUGCCAGUGCCGGAGCACUAAACCAUCUUAUUUGUGUAUUAUUAUGUUUCAGCUUCAUAACAUCAAAUAAAACCUUUUUUUUUCCUGC